Molecule: messenger RNA, 555 nt
Organism: Oppiella nova
Lineage: Eukaryota; Metazoa; Arthropoda; Arachnida; Sarcoptiformes; Oppiidae
Source: the annotation of a GenBank genome assembly
AUGACUUAUACCAUAUCGGAGAGUCUAUACGGGAGUUUACGGCGGGCCAUGUAUGUGGGCUGUAGUAUAGCCAUACUCACCAAUAGUACUACCAGAGGUAUAACCAUAUUUUUCGGUAUGUUAUCUAUAUUACUGGAACUGAUGGGAAUUUUGGGCGCCUAUAAGGAGGCCUAUUUGCUGUGUAUAACAUAUACCGUCAAGAGGUGUAACCAAGAUAACACUGUUUCUAACCAUUCAUUGCCGAAUCAACUCAAUUAUGGGGAUCAAAUGCCAUCCCCUGGACACGUGCCUAACUAUGAACCACCAGUGCAGGGAAUGACACCCAAUGGUAUACAACGACCGCCCAGUUAUGAGGAAUCCGUGAGUAAUACCGCCAGCACAACAUUCCUAUUGAUUAUGAAGCGCAUCCUCAAUCUCCUCGUAGUCCAGUGUCUCGAAGUUCUCCAGUUCUAUAACCUUCAGGUGCGGACAGCCCUCCAACAGGUCGUACACGCAAUCAUCGACAAUCUGUUUGGGUAUAUAAGUGGCCAGGUACAAUUCCCUCAGACCAUGUAA